AUGGGCUAUGUCGGUUACACUCUCAUUGUGGCCUCAGUCGUCUGGGUCCUCGUUGCACAGCCGCCAUGGAUUCAUCCUUACCUGCCGCCAUUUCUCCUCACAUCUCGUCCACCACCCGCUUUGACGGGAGGUGACGCCUCGAAACGUAGGGCACCCGACAAUGACAAGCCAAGGAAUGCUGUAAAAGAGAGCAUCGAGGAGUCAGACCGGGCAGCCAUGCCCCCACCGCCGACAAUACCCAAAAUCACCAAUACGCCCGCCGUGGCUGCACCAGCUUUUGAGAUCUCGGCACCAGACACAGACGCCGAAGUCGAGCAAACGACACCAAAGGCCACGGCGACACCAAACUCAGUCGCCGUCCCUUCCUUCUCCCUGUCCGCCGACGAUGCCCCGGCACAACCUUCACUCUCGAUGCCGCCGCCAGCGGUUCCGAAACCCACCUUCUCGAUGCCACCACCACCGGCCCCCUCGCGCGCCAUCCCACCCCGCCUCAACCCCCUCUCAUCGUCCUCCUCCUUCCUCGGCGCCAACUCCCCCCAGCGCGCCCGCGGGCCGACCCCCAACCGCGGCCCCGGCCCCUCGUCCUCGCUCGCGCCCCCUCCGACACACUCCCAGGCGCCCCAGAAGCCCUCGCGCAAGGUCCUCCUGACGCCGGGCCACUCCCCGCUCGACUGGGCCCGCAUCUCCGGCCCGGCCUGCGACCUGCGCAACCUGCCCGCCAACACGCCCUACCUCAAGGUGACGCCGUCCAUGUUGAAGAAGCAGACGGGCCGCAAGGGCAAAGACGCGUGGAUGGCCCUCGGCGGGCGGGUCUACAACGUGACACCCUACGCCGCGUAUCACCCCGGCGGCGUGCCGGAGCUGAUGCGUGGAGCCGGCAGGGAGGCGACGAAGUUGUUUGGAGAAGUUCAUCCUUGGGUCAAUUACGAGACGAUGCUGUCGGCUUGUCUUGUGGGCGUGCUGGUGCCGGAAGAGGAGGCUGAGAAGGAGAGCGAGAUGGAUCAGAUGGACUAA
Messenger RNA from Verticillium nonalfalfae, 1014 nucleotides. RefSeq lists its product as uncharacterized. The transcript has a single exon. NCBI's taxonomy places the organism in Eukaryota, Fungi, Ascomycota, Sordariomycetes, Glomerellales, Plectosphaerellaceae. The record is from RefSeq and is a predicted model, not a curated record. Bases 1 to 1014 code for a protein of 337 amino acids.